AAAAACCUGAACAACUUUCAAUCUUUAGGAUGGAACUUUCAUUUCAAUCUCUGAAAAUCGCACAUCAAGCCCGAGAAGCGGAUGAACAAAGGACAGAGAUGAGGAGGAAGAAGCUCCUUGUGUUGAUUUACUACCAUCUGCUGGGACAAGGAUAUACAUCAGCAGCAGCAGGUUUGGACCAGGAGACAAAUGGAGGUCUAAGGAAUUUUGAGGUUUGCGAUAACAUCGAUCUGGACAUGGUACUGAUGGAAUAUGAGAGUUAUCAAUAUGUCAAGUUCCAGAAGUAUCCCAAACUGAUCAGAAGAGUUGCAGAACCAGGAGAAAACAAACAUGGGAAAAAUAAUUCAGUGAAGAGGACAUCCUGUUCAGCUGUGAGGCUUCUUCCCAAAAUCACCUCCUCCUCCGGUUCCCAGUCUGGAAACGUAGCCAAGAUGGCGGCCACCAGCGAAAAUGGAACCACUGUGGCAGUGGAGUCAUCAGAGUUUGGUCUCAAUGUUUUCUCCAUCAAGAAAGUACCAGCUGAGGAGGCUGCCAUUGUCAGGAAGGAGCGGCUGCUGAAGCCUCUCAGCGGCUUUUCUGUGACAGGCGAUGAGAUGAGGGAACUGGCUGAAAUCAUCAGCAGGGACAUCUAUCUGCACAGCCCCAAUGUCCGGUGGGAGGACAUCAUCGGUCUGGAGGAUGCCAAACGAUUAGUGAAAGAAGCUGUUGUUUAUCCCAUCAAGUAUCCCCAGAUGUUUACUGGCAUCUUAUCUCCAUGGAAGGGCAUGCUGCUCUAUGGCCCCCCAGGGACGGGUAAGACCCUGCUGGCCAAAGCCGUGGCUACAGAGUGCAAGACCACCUUCUUCAACAUCUCAGCCUCCAGUAUCGUCAGCAAAUGGAGGGGCCACUCGGAGAAACUGGUCCGGGUUCUGUUUGAGCUGGCCAGGUACCACGCCCCAUCCACCAUCUUCCUGGAUGAGCUGGAGUCAGUGAUGGGCCAGAGGGGGGCCAGCUUGGGGGGGGAGCAUGAGGGGAGUCGGAGAAUGAAGGCAGAGCUGCUGGUUCAGCUGGAUGGACUCGCCAGAUCAGAAGACCUGGUGUUUGUACUCGCUGCCUCCAACCUGCCUUGGGAACUGGACCACGCCAUGCUGAGAAGGUUAGAGAAGAGGAUCCUGGUGAACCUUCCCUCCUCACCUGCCCGGCAGGCCAUGAUCUCUCAUUGGCUGCCUCCUCUCAGCUCUGUAGGAGGGGUGGAGCUACGGACUGAGUUGGACUAUAAAAGGCUGGCAGAGGAGAUGGAGGGAUACUCUGGCUCAGAUAUCAGGUUGGUGUGUAAGGAGGCGGCCAUGAGACCAGUUCGCAAGAUCUUUGAUGUGCUGGAGUCACAUCAGGACGCAGACGGCGCCAUGCCGGCCAUUCAGCUGGAAACUGUUACCACUGAUGACUUCUUAGAGGUGAUAACACACACCAAGCCAUCAGCCCAAAGCCUUAUAGAGGAAUACACUGCCUGGGAAAGAGAGUACAAGUCCGUCUGAUAGACACAGAGACUUUCACAGCAAUGUCACGUCUGAAUGAAAAACCUCUUACAUGUGCUGUUUUACAUGAAGAGGGACAUGACAAGACACUGGGAAAAUGUGUAUUAACUUGAGCUUUUCCUAAGCUUUAUACUGGAACUAAAGGAAUGUUGUCCGGCUAAACAGAUGAUAAUCCUGGUCCUCUGAGCUCAGGUCUCUGUUUUAUAAGCUGUUUGCACAAAAAAUUAAAUAAAGCUUAAAGGAAUGAGUUUAACAUGGAUUUUUUUUA
Messenger RNA from Melanotaenia boesemani (Boeseman's rainbowfish), 1782 nucleotides. It is a transcript of the gene katnal2, whose product is annotated as katanin p60 subunit A-like 2. The coding region runs from base 30 to 1514 and encodes 494 amino acids. NCBI's taxonomy places the organism in Eukaryota, Metazoa, Chordata, Actinopteri, Atheriniformes, Melanotaeniidae. The transcript is spliced from 15 exons. Gene Ontology annotation, molecular function: ATP hydrolysis activity; ATP binding; protein binding. The record is from RefSeq and is a predicted model, not a curated record.